AGGGCAUAUCCUGCCUCGCGCCCGUCCCGCGGGCCAUGGCAUCGUCAUCUCCUCUCGCCCGUGCUCACAGCCCCUCCACCUCCACCUCUUCCGUCACCGCCGCCCUCCUCGCCUCCGCCUCGCCCAUCCCCCCGCGUCGCUUCCUCCAGCUCCACGCGCACCUCCUCCGCACGGGCCUCCUAGCCCUCUCCCCCGUCACAACCACCGCCGCCUUCCUCUCCCUCGCGGCCGCCUCCCUCCCGUCCCACCGCGCGCUCGCGGUCCUCGACCACCACCUCACCGCCGCGUCCUCCCUCCCCUCCACCUUCCAGUGCAACUCCAUCCUCCGCGUCCUCUCCGACCCUUCCGACGCGCUCCGCUUCCUCCGCCGCAUGCGCGCGCUCGGCCGCCGCGGGAACGCCUUCACCCUCGCCAUCCUCCUCAAGCCCCGCUGCGCGCUCGCGCACGCGCGCCAGCUCCACGCCAACGUCGUGGCGGAGGGUCACCUCCGCGACGCCCUCCUCGCCACCUCGCUGAUGGCGUGCUACGCGAACCGCGGCGAUGGGGACGGCGCGCGCAAGCUGUUUGGCGAAAUGCCCGCGAGGGACGCGGUCGCAUGGAACGUUCUGAUCAGCUGUUGCGCGAGGAACCGGCGGACAAAGGACGCUCUGAAGCUUUUCGAGGAGAUGAGAGGCAGGGACAGCGGGGCGGAGCCAGAUGACGUCACCUGCAUUCUGCUCCUCCAGGCAUGCACGAGCCUGGGCGCGCUUGAUUUCGGGGAGCAGGUGUGGGCGUAUGCGGAGGAGCAUGGUUAUGGGGCCAAGCUGAAGGUGCGCAAUUCGUUGAUUGCGAUGUACUCGAGGUGCGGGUGUGUGGAUAAGGCAUACAGGGUGUUCUGUGGGACUCCUCAGAAGAGUGUGGUCACAUGGAGCGCAAUGAUCUCAGGAUUGGCAGCUAAUGGUUUUGGGGAUGAUGCUAUCUCAGCAUUCGAGGAGAUGAUUAGAUCAGAUGUUGCUCCUGAUGAACAGACUUUUACUGGUGUUCUUUCUGCAUGUAGUCAUAGUGGGCUGGUUGACGAGGGUUUUAGGUUUUUUGAUAUGAUGCGAUGUGAGUAUGGGUUGAAGCCAAACGUUCGCCACUAUGGAUGCAUUGUUGACCUAAUGGGACGUGCUGGCUUGCUUGAUGAGGCUUAUGAGCUUGUGACAAAUGAGAUGAAGGUUGCACCAGAUGCGACAAUUUGGCGAACUCUUCUUGGUGCUUGCCGAAUCCAUGGUCAUGUUGAUCUUGGGGAGCGUGUAAUCAGUAAUCUAAUUGAACUGAAGGCGCAGCAAGCUGGUGACUAUGUUCUAUUGCUGAACACUUAUGCAGCAGUUGGGGAAUGGAGCAAGGUAUCUGAAGUCAGGAAGUUGAUGCAGGAAAAAGGAAUACAGACUACUCCUGGCUGCACGACUGUGGAGCAUAAUGGUGAGGUUUAUGAGUUCAUUGCAGAUGAUGAUGCACAUCCAAGGAAGGUGGAGAUUUAUGAAAAGCUCAAUGAGAUAAAUAAGCAGUUGAGGAUUGCUGGUUAUGUUCCAAAUGUGUCAUCAGAGUUGCAUGAUUUGGAUUCAGAAGGGAAGGAAAGUGCCCUCACCUAUCACAGUGAAAAGCUGGCAAUUGCUUUUGCUUUGCUUGUGACACCUCAGAACAGGCCAAUAAGGCUUGCAAAGAAUCUUCGUGUUUGUGUUGACUGCCACAAUUUCACAAAGGUGUUUUCUGGUAUUUACAACCGACUAGUUAUUGUCAGGGACAGAACACGGUUCCAUCAUUUUCAGGGAGGAAAAUGUUCAUGUAAUGAUUAUUGGUAGUCCACCCUUGCUUGUUUGUUGCAUUUGCAGUGCACCACAAGGAAUUGCAGUUACCACACAUACUUUAGAUACCAGAGCAACACUGAAUGCUGGCUGGAACUAGCACCCGAUCAUAAGCACUAUAUGAGCUUUAAUGUGAUGACAAGAAGGUUUCAUACAAUUGGUUUCUGGCUUGUCUGCUGUCAUGAACAAGGCCCUUUUUCGCCAAGUACAACUAUCAGCACUUAAGAACAAGGUCCGACGUAUGAGGUCUUUACACUGGGACCACAGUCUCAGCAAUUAGUAUUCAGGAUUGCCUACAACAGCAAUAUCGAAUACUCAGACAUUGGCUAAUUAAGAGGAUCAUUUAUACUGCAGCAUGUUGUAAAUAUUGGACUACUGGUAUUGCAACUACUGGGGAACUUUGAUGUCUUUACACAGAAAAUGUUCUUGCACAGAAUGGGAUUAUGGACCUGGUUUUCUCCAUCAACAGAUCCUGUAGACAAUGGGAUUUGCUGCUUACAAGGAAUGACCACAAGGAGCACGGACGGCAUAUCCAGAACGCGGUGGAAUAUCCCUAUGAAGAAGGUUCCUGUUUGAUGUUUCCCGAAUCAGUUGCAAUUAAUGAUUGAUCCUCAAUUCAAACAUCGAUCAGUGUUUGAUGUCUCCCGAUUCAGUUGCAAUCAAUUUAAACAUCGAUCAGGAUUUGAUGUUCCAUUGCACUUCUAUCAUUGAUGACGCUGAUUGAGCCUGGGCAUCUGAUUAAACUCUGUCAAAGCCUUGAACUAAGGUUGUCAGGGAGAUGCUUCCGUAGCCAAACAGGAGUAAUCGCGUGCACCUGCAUGUAAUCAGCAUCGCAUCUCCAGUGUAUAUCAUCUAGUUUUUUUUUCUAGUGCGUGUCGUUUACCUUGUGAGGAAGACUUUAAGCAGGGAUGAUAAGAAGACGAAUGGCAGAAGCAACAGGGUCACGUCGUGUCCAACGCUGAACGUUUCUUCAAUCACCCUUUGAAAAAAAAAAUGUGUCAAGCA
Molecule: messenger RNA, 2831 nt
Organism: Sorghum bicolor (sorghum)
Lineage: Eukaryota; Viridiplantae; Streptophyta; Magnoliopsida; Poales; Poaceae
Product: pentatricopeptide repeat-containing protein At3g47530
Exons: 3
Coding region: 36-1823 (595 amino acids)
Biological process (GO): RNA modification
Molecular function (GO): zinc ion binding; protein binding; RNA binding
Source: RefSeq, a predicted model, not a curated record